AAAAUCUCUGAAAUGGACUCCACACAUAACAUGACAUCUAGCAGCCGAUGACAAAACUGCGUGUGUCUUCUUCUUUCUCUCCGGCAGAAAUCACGAUGUCGACUGGAACACUUUACACUUAUCCCGAGAACUUCCGCGCAUACAAGGCCCUCAUCGCGGCCCAGUACUCUGGCGCAAAGGUGAAAGUGGCCGAGGACUUCAAGUUUGGCGAGUCCAACAAAUCGGCGGAAUUCCUAAAGAAGUUCCCCUUCGGCAAGGUGCCCGCAUUUGAGACCGCUGAUGGUAAAUACCUGAGCGAGUCGAAUGCCAUUGCCUACUUUUUGGCCAAUGAGCAGCUUCGUGGUGGCAAGUGCCCCUUUGCACAGGCUGAGGUGCUGCAAUGGACUUCGUUUGCUGACAACGAAAUCUUGCCGGUCUCCUGCGCAUGGGUGUUCCCGCUGCUUGGCAUUAUGCCACAGCAGAAGAACGCGAAUGUCAAGCAGGACGCCGAGGUUGUGCUGCAGCGUCUGAACAAGAAGCUGUUGGAUGUUACCUACCUCGUGGGUGAGCGUAUCACUCUGGCUGACAUUGUUGUCUUCGCCAGCCUGUUGCAUCUGUACCAGUACGUGCUGGAGCCAAGUGUGCGCCGUGAUUAUGUCAAUUUGAACCGUUGGUUCGUUACCAUUCUGAACCAGCCACAGGUUCAGGCUGUUGUCAAGGAUUUCAAGCUGUGCGAGAAGGCACUAGUCUACGAUCCCAAGAAGUAUGCUGAAUUCCAGGCUAAGACCGGAACAAAGCAGCAGCAGCCAGCCAAACAGAAGGAGGAGAAGAAGCCCAAGGAAAAGAAGGAGGCAAAGAAGGAAGAGCCUGAGGAGCUUGAUGCUGCCGAUGAGGCUUUGGCCGCUGAACCCAAAUCGAAGGAUCCCUUCGAUGCCCUGCCCAAGGGUACCUUCAACUUUGAUGACUUCAAGCGCGUCUAUUCCAACGAGGAUGAAUCGAAGUCCAUUCCUUAUUUCUUCGAGAAGUUUGAUCCCGAGAACUAUUCCAUCUGGUUCGGCUCAUACAAAUACAAUGAGGAGCUCUCCAAGGUGUUCAUGUCUUGCAAUCUGAUCACUGGCAUGUUCCAGCGCUUGGACAAGAUGCGCAAGCAGGCAUUCGCCUCAGUGUGCCUUUUCGGCGAGGACAACAACAGCUCCAUCUCUGGUGUGUGGGUGUGGCGCGGACAGGAGCUGGCCUUCCCCCUGUCGCCCGACUGGCAGAUCGACUACGAGGUCUAUGACUGGAAGAAAUUGGAUCCCAAGAGCGAGGAGACCAAGAAGCUUGUUACCCAGUACUUCUCAUGGUCCGGCACCGACAAGGAUGGCCGUAAAUUCAACCAGGGCAAGAUUUUCAAAUAAGUUGCAAACACAAUAUAUCUAAUCGAGAUUCAACAUGCAGCAGCGCAGGGCAGCAAUCACAAUGCCCAUUUCUAUUUCUAAGUUCCAACUGAUUAGUAACGAUAUAUAAGUGAAUCGGAAACGUCGUGCUGUAUUACCAUCUAAAUAUAUAUACAUAAUGUCCUGGUUUGCCCAGCACGCCAAAUCUUUUGUAUUUCAAAU
Messenger RNA from Drosophila arizonae, 1577 nucleotides. It is a transcript of the gene eEF1gamma, whose product is annotated as elongation factor 1-gamma. Gene Ontology annotation, cellular component: nucleus; cytoplasm. The record is from RefSeq and is a predicted model, not a curated record. Lineage: Eukaryota; Metazoa; Arthropoda; Insecta; Diptera; Drosophilidae. Gene Ontology annotation, biological process: translational elongation. Gene Ontology annotation, molecular function: translation elongation factor activity.